Molecule: messenger RNA, 1738 nt
Organism: Lethenteron reissneri (Far Eastern brook lamprey)
Lineage: Eukaryota; Metazoa; Chordata; Hyperoartia; Petromyzontiformes; Petromyzontidae
Product: poly(rC)-binding protein 3-like
Molecular function (GO): RNA binding
Source: RefSeq, a predicted model, not a curated record
AUGUUCAGCCCUUCCAGUCCUCUAGGCUGCCUCAACGCAGCACCCUAUCUCACAGUGUACCCGUGCCUGCCGUACCAACCCCCUAGCAAUCCCCGAAAACCCUGUCCCUCCAGCACCCCCCGCCGCUACGUCCCGGGCAGGAUGGAGGGAAAGAUCACCGAGUCGGGACUCAACGUGACGCUCACCAUCCGCCUGCUCAUGCACGGCAAGGAGGUGGGAAGCAUCAUUGGAAAGAAAGGGGAGACGGUGAAGAAGAUGCGGGAAGAGAGUGGCGCACGGAUAAACAUCUCGGAGGGAUCGUGCCCCGAGCGCAUCGUCACCAUCACCGGACAGACGGACGCCAUCUUCAAAGCCUUCUCCAUGAUCACCAACAAGUUUGAGGAGGACAUCAACGCCUCGAUGGCGAACAGCGCGGUGACAAGCAAGCCCCCCGUGACGCUCCGCCUCGUGGUGCCGGCCAGCCAGUGUGGCUCCCUCAUUGGGAAGGGCGGCUCCAAGAUCAAGGAGAUCCGAGAGUCGACAGGAGCGCAGGUGCAGGUGGCGGGCGACAUGCUUCCCAACUCGACAGAGAGGGCGGUGACCGUGUCAGGCGCCCCUGAGGCCAUCAUCCAGUGCGUCAAGCAGAUCUGCGUCAUCAUGCUGGAGUCUCCUCCAAAGGGAGCCACCAUCCCCUACCGACCCAAGCCUCCUGCUGCACCCGUCAUCUUUGCCGGAGGGCAGGCCUACGCUCUGCAGGGGCAGUACGCCGUCCCUCACCCCGAGCAAGUGUGGAUGCCGCUGCCGAGACAAGUGCUCAUGAACUCGGCUUUCCCCAUGAUACAGGGCCACAGCAAGAUUAAUGAGCUGCGAGAGCCCGUGCCCGCUCACAUGAAAUUCCCACCGCCCUCGUCAGCAGCCCAGGCACCGCCGAUAGCGGCGCCACCGCCGCUGCCGCCGCCGCUGCCGCCAUACGAGCCGCAGGAUCCCACGCUGCUCAUUCCCACCGCCUCGGCCCCCUGUCAUAGCCAUGCGCUGGUGAUCCAGAGCGACCACGCGCACGCACAUCAUCAUCAUCAUCAUCACCAGCACCAUCAGCAGCAGCAGCACCACCACCAGCAGCACCACCAGCACCAGCAGCACCACCAGCAGCACCACCAGCAGCACCACCAGCACCACCAACAGCAGCACCAGCAGCAGCACCAGCAGCAGCAGCAUGUGUCCAGCCCCACCACAGGACUGGCGCAUUAUCUCUCCGGCAUCAGGUGGGCGGCUCCCACCCCGCCCCGGCGUACCCUCUACGUCCUGUGAGCCGUGGCAGUCGCGGGGGGUGGUUGGUUUGGUGGGGCGGUGCGGGAACUCGCAGGCAAGGGCACGAAUCGGACCUCUCAAAUCUUUAGGCGCUUGUGGCGAUCGGUACCCCCCUCCCCCCACUCCUCCUCUAGCAUGGGAGCCAUUGACGCAUUACAGACGAAUGUUAUGUAACGAUCGUCCCCGUGCCAUCGACGGUCAAUCUCGUGCCACCCGGUAGGUGGUGGUGGUGGCGGGUUUAAUCUGUAUUCUUAUUGUUGUUGCUGUGGGUCAAACACAGAAAUUGCACCGUGAUUUAAAGACAAACUGGAUAGCAGCAUGAACAACAAAACACUCGAUGCAUGUCAUCAUUUGCAUGGUGACGCUACACGUACUCGCGGCAGUCUCACGCUGCCAGGACUCAACAUCGCAUCCCCCAAUGUCCGCUUCUGUCCAUGAUUCGUCUUCUGAC